GGGGCUGCGGGGGGCGCGGGGGCACGGCCGCCCCGUCCGUGUGUCCCCGUGUCCGUCUGUCUGUCCGUCUGUCCGUCCGUCCCCGCGGGGUGUCCCGGUCCGGCAGGCCCGGGGUGGCUGUGCCUCCACGAGUGGCACCGGCACGUGGCGCGGCCCGGCCGUGGGGCGAUGCUGCCGGCGGCCCGGGGCUGGGCGUCCCGAGCGCCUCCUGGGACACCCCCGGCUGUGGCACCGGGCGUGCGGCCGUGCCGGGCGGCAGCGCUCGUAGUGCCCCGUGCCCACCGCCCGCACACACCGGGCUGGUGGCCGUGCUUGGUGCUGCCUGGCUGGCGGCGGUGCCAUCGGGCGGCGGUGCUAUCGGCGCCCCUGGAAGCAGCCCGCACCCUGCCGACAGCGUGCGAGGCCCAGGGACCGGGCAGUUUCGGCACCGUGGUCACCUCUUGGAGUCCCCGCUCUGGUGCCAGGUGGGUGCUGGACACCGGUGAGGGCCGAGCCCCCUCCAUGCUGCGUCCCGUGGGGGAUGCAGCCGGUCCCGGUGCAGCCGCAGCUCCCCGGGUCUGGUUCCUGUGGGCCUCACGGAGCGCCUCGCUCUGCCCGGGUCCGUCUGUCAGCAGCCUCCCCCUGCCCGGCGUGGGCCCGGUGCGGCUCGGUGCUGCGGGUGCCGCCCGUGGCUGUCCCGGUGGCGGCGGCGCUGCGGGCGCUUGGCGCGAGGUGCUGGGCGCGCUGACUCCUCAGGGUCUAACUUUAGCAACUGCAGUAAGGCUGCGCCCAUGCUGGAAUGGGAAGCUCCUCGCCGCGUGGUAUAAAUACAUCUGGCCGCUUCCUAAAAUACCCGGCGGCAGCGUGCUGCCUCCCCCGGCGGUGCUGCUGGCAGCGCGGCGCUCGGCUGCCCUCAGCGCCAGCUCCGUGCCGCUCACACCGCCUGGAAGCCGCCGGCACCGCUGCCCGAAGCUCCUCGCGCUUCCCACGCCGGGUCUCUGCCUGCGCUCUGGGCGUGCCGCUGCUCACUUCCCUUUUUGUGCCUUUUGUGGUUUAGGUUUCCCUGAGUGGCCUCUUUCACACCCCGCCUGUGGCCCUGUGGUGUCCCCCCGGCGCUGUCCCGGUGCUGCCCUCCUGUCCUCAGUGGUGUCCCACCGGUCCCAUGAAGGCCAUGCUGGGAUGGCGCCGUGCGGAGCACUGGGACCAGGGCCUUGCCAGUGCUGGGGGCAGCAGGAGAUGCCCGGCAUGAGCCCAGGCCGUGGUGACAGCAGCAUGGAGUGUGGGGCCCUGUGGGUUGGCCGCUGCCCCGUGCCCCCGCAGCGCCGCCGUGCAGACGUCGGAUCUGGCCCAGCCCGCAGGGUGCUGCCCCGCUGCCUGUGAGCCCCCCCCGCCACGUGGCGUGUCCCCAU
Messenger RNA from Anas platyrhynchos (mallard), 1388 nucleotides. Lineage: Eukaryota; Metazoa; Chordata; Aves; Anseriformes; Anatidae. The record is from RefSeq and is a predicted model, not a curated record.